This is a messenger RNA of Platichthys flesus (European flounder), 1937 nucleotides long. Its product is annotated as divergent protein kinase domain 1A-like. The transcript is spliced from 5 exons. Lineage: Eukaryota; Metazoa; Chordata; Actinopteri; Pleuronectiformes; Pleuronectidae. Bases 191 to 1477 code for a protein of 428 amino acids. The record is from RefSeq and is a predicted model, not a curated record.
GUCGGUGGCACAGCUCAGUGUGAUGCCUCACCGCAGCAUCGGAGCGCACAUCCGCGGAGCCGCCGACGCAUCACUGGUGUUUUAUCUUUGGGAAUGUAGCGGGGUUGGAGCGACAGACGUUCCCUGACUCUGUGUGAAGGAGAAGUGACUGAUUCCUCCUGCAGCUGCCGUGAGAUGGUUUGCGUCGGCCAUGGCAAGGGGUCUGUUACCGUGGGGGCUCGUCAGAAAGCCUCUGUACAUCCAGGCCAGAUUCUCUUACCUUCAUAUGAGGUACCUGUUCUUCUCCUGGCUGACGCUGUUCGUGGGCAGCUGGAUCGUGUAUGUGAAGUACUCCUCCUACACAGAGCUGUGUCGAGGACAUGACUGCAAAGAGUCAAUAUGUGACAAAUAUAGAAAAGGAGUCAUUGAGGGCUCGGCCUGCAGCAGCCUGUGUGAGAAGGACACACUUUAUCUGGGGAACUGUUUCACUGUCAAGCCAAACAGCCAGGUUUACUCAGGGAGCUGGGGAGACCUGGAGGGAGUCAUUAAAUGCCAGAUGGAGGAGGCUCCUCAUUACGAUUUAGGGAAUGAGAUGAAGCCCAGAAAGGAAGCGGCGGCUUUCAACAAGCCCACUAAGGGCACCUCAGUGGAAAUGUUCAGGGAGAUGAUUCUCGAUCACCUUAAGGCUAAACUUGGGGCUCAGGCCAACCUCGCAGACCUGACAACCCAAGUGCUGUCAGUUGCCGAUGCCAACAAGGACGGUCACAUCUCUCUGCCCGAGGCUCGCUCCACGUGGGCUCUGCUUCAGCUCAAUGAGUUCCUGUUAGCUUUGGUCCUACGAGACAGAGAGCACAUGCCCAAGCUGCUGGGUUUCUGCGGAGACCUGUACGUGAUGGAGAAGGUGCCACACUUUCCUAUGUAUGGGAUCAGUCUACCCUGGAUUAUGGAAGUGUGGAUUCCCACCGGUCUGCGUCGCAGCAUGGACCAGUGGUUCACUCCCUCCUGGCCGCACAAGGCCAAGAUCUCCAUCGGACUACUGGAACUGGUUGAGGAUGUUUUCCACGGCAACUUUGGCAGUUUCCUCAUGUGCGAUGUGAGCGCCACCAGUUUCGGCUACAACGACCGCCACGACCUGAAGGUGAUUGAUGCUUGGUACAUUGUUCCAGAGGCCAUCUUCCAAGAAGCCAUUAGGCAACAGCAAUGCAACGUGGACGAGGACUGUCUCUACGGGGCUGACUGCUUAACUUCGUGUGACCUCACCAAGCACCGCUGCACACAAGAGGUGACCAGGCCAAACUUGGCCAAAGCCUGUGAAGCAAUAAAGGACUACGUUCUGAGGGGGGUGCCAUAUGACAUGCGUGCAGCGCUUGAGAAGCAGCUGUAUGCCUGCAUUGCACUGAAAGGCUCAACAGAACAGAUGGAAAUCGAACACUCACUGAUAUUGAACAAUCUUAAGACUCUGUUAUGGAAGAAAAUCUCUCACACUAAAGACUCGUGACAGAUAAGCACUUAACACGGGUACCAAGACCAAAUCCUGUCCUUGCAUUAAUAAAAUAAAAGUAUCAUUUGUUUUCACUGUGGUAAAAAUAGGAAUCUCUGUAAUUCAACUUACAUGUGUAAGUGAGUUGGUACUGUAAUUGUUAUGGAAAGUGACUUUAGUACUAAAUUAUGUAAUAAGAAAGUUGAUGCACUGGAGCAAAAUGACAAGUGGGUUUUCAAAAUAUGAACUGACAAUAAUAAAUUUGACUAAGAAUCAUGAGCACAAAUUGUAAGUGCUUACGUGAGCUUUUUCAGUGAAGUCUAAAUUGAGCCAGGCAAUAUCUUGACUGGGUUGUUCCAUUUUCACAUUACCAAGACAUGGCACCGUAGGCACAACAAAUUCUGUAGAAGUGACAACUUUAGUGCAAGAAGUCAUGCUGACUUUGCAGAACUAAUUGGCCUUCUAGUUGCUUGACCGU